This is a messenger RNA of Penicillium riverlandense, 1557 nucleotides long. RefSeq lists its product as uncharacterized. Gene Ontology annotation, molecular function: transmembrane transporter activity. The record is from RefSeq and is a predicted model, not a curated record. Bases 1 to 1557 code for a protein of 518 amino acids. The transcript has 5 exons. Gene Ontology annotation, biological process: transmembrane transport. NCBI's taxonomy places the organism in Eukaryota, Fungi, Ascomycota, Eurotiomycetes, Eurotiales, Aspergillaceae.
AUGGCUGGCCUUUCAAACGGCGAAGUUUCUCCUACCAUGCCGAAAUAUGAGACCGACAUUGUCGAGGCCGCUCCUUAUAACAGAGGUAAACCUGACCCUGCUUUUCAGAGUGAGAGCAGCCCUCUCUCGGAGGAGCACCGCCAGUACCUUCUUGAGCGCCACGGCACACUUGACUUGGAUCCGAUCCCACAGAUGGACGACGACGACCCUCUCAACUGGCCAAUGCCCAAGAAAAUCUUGAAUCUCGGCUUGGUUGCCCUGCAUGCAAUGAUGGGUAUGUUUGUCGCGGCAGCCAUCUGUUGCGCAUUCGUCCCCAUCGCAGAAGAUUUGAAUGUCAGCGUGCAGCGUGCAAGUUAUCUCCUGUCUCUAUUCAUUGCAAUCUUGGGAGCCGGCCCUUUGGUAUGGAAACCGCUUUCCCAGACCUGGGGGCGUCGUCUUGUAUUCUUGCUUUCGUUGGCCUGCAGUUUAAUUGGGAAUGUGGGCUGCGCAGUCAGUCCUACAUUCGCGACAAUGGCUCUCUGUCGGGCCAUCACAUCCUUUUUCAUCUGCUCUCCAGUCUCCCUCGGCAGUGGUGUUGUGCAUGAGCUCUUCUUUAAAAAACAUAGAGCCCAAUGCAUGGGUGUUUGGGCAACGAUGGUCACUCUCGGUAUUCCAGUGGCGCCUCUGAUCUUUGGGCCUGCCGUUAUUCGCGUCGGCUACAGGUGGAUCUAUUGGUCCCUUGCCAUGGCCAACGGUGUCCAGUUGAUUGCACACUUCUUGUUUGGCUCUGAGACGAGAUAUGUGGCUGAGUCCAAACCGACCAAACCGGUGUCCAAAAUUCGAAGUUACUUCAACUUUCGACGUAUUGACCCAACGCCUCUGACCUGGUUUGACUUUGUCUGGCCCUUGACGCUUGUGUCUCGCGUCUGCAUUGGCAUUCCAGCAGCAACCCAUGCCAUGAGCUUCCUUUGGGCUGUUGUUUUUACACAGUUGGAGAUUCCACAGCUCUUCCCGGAGAAUUUCGGUCUGAAUGCGCAGCAAGUUGGAUUGCAGAAUAUCCCCUUUCUCAUCGGCACUAUUCUUGGCGAACAAAUCGGCGGCUUCAUGUCGGACAAGUGGAUGUACAUGGCCAAGAAGAGAGGCAGGGCUCCUGAUCCCGAAUACCGUCUUUGGAUUAGCUAUCUCGGCCACCUCCUGGUGAUAUGCGGCGUGGUCGUCUUUAUCGUGCAGAUUGGCCGAGCCGGAGAUGAGUGGAAUGUUACGCCUAUAAUCGGCAUGGGUAUCGCAGCAGCAGGGAACCAGAUCGGGACCACAGUUAUCAUAACUUAUGCCGUGGACUGUCACCCCGAGCAAGCUGCUGGAAUCGGGGUCUUCAUCACAUUUGUCCGUCAAAUAUGGGGCUUUACUGGCCCUUUCUGGUUUCCCCAGAUGCUAGAAUCCCUUGGUUAUUACCGUAGCACGGCCGUUCCAGUGGCUACAAUUCUCGGCAUAACAGUGUUGCCCACGAUUUUGCUUCAGUGGAAGGGUAGCCAAUGGCAUGGAAAGCCGGUGCGGGAGAGUUUUGAGGAUACGGCGUAA